Molecule: messenger RNA, 5222 nt
Organism: Amblyraja radiata (thorny skate)
Lineage: Eukaryota; Metazoa; Chordata; Chondrichthyes; Rajiformes; Rajidae
Gene: klhl29
Product: kelch-like family member 29
Exons: 17
Coding region: 708-3407 (899 amino acids)
Molecular function (GO): protein binding
Source: RefSeq, a predicted model, not a curated record
UGCAGGGGAGGCUGAGGUUGAUGCUGAGCGCCCGGCUCCUGCUCCUGCUCCACUCCCGCUGGCACUCGCCUGUCAGCAAUCCGACCCCAGUGCGGCCGCUGCACCCAACAGCGGGAGGGCGAGCAGCCGGUCAAUAAACAGUCGCUUGUUUAUCCGCGGAGGGGGAGGAAAGGGGACGGGAAUUAAAAAAGCGUUGAGAAUUAACAAGAUUAAAGCCAUUUACCAUCCUGCUCUCGCUGUUUAAAAUCCGGAGUGAAAAACAGGGGAAUGAAAUAACAGCCUUCCGAAUCGCUGCAAUGGUUUCACCUCAAAUAUCUGGAAUCUAAAAUAAACUGGACAUCUUUAAGGACCGUUUAACCCCAAAAGCAACCCUCUCCGCCUUGCCUGAACGUCAAAGAAUUUGCAAGGACGCAACCUCCAAACUCUCUACGGUGAAGGAGUACUGUGUUCAAUUUUCUAGCAAGAUAGAGUAAAGAAUGUAACCACCUAUUCAUGUGUAUGCAAGAGAUCUGAGAUUCACAGGGCACAGCCCAUGAUAUCUGGUACACAAGGUUUAAAUGCCAAUAGGGUUAAGAGGUUGGAAAUUAAACAAUUGAAAUAGAGUGAAGAUUGAGGAGUAGCAGUGAGUCAGAAUGCAGAAACCAGCAGCUACUCUCAGAAGGAGAUCCUGUUGACUUCCCUUGAACGGAUAUAAGUGUACUUUGGAGAUGUCACGGCAUCACAGCCGGUAUGAGAGGGAUUAUCGCAGUGGGUGGGAUUGGCAAGAGCGCAUCAACAGCUGUAACAAUGUAAACAAUACCAACUGCGCCAGUGGCAUUGCCAGCACCAACAGCAUUACCAACCGACCUGCUCUUCUGCCACUGCCAAUGGUUCCCUCCCAUCUCUUGACUGCAGUCACACCUGUCUCCACCACAGCAAGCAAUGAGAUGAUGACAAGCUUAAUGUCCAGCUCCGUUUCCUCCACAACAACAACGUCUAAGACUUCAAGCACUGCUAAGAUUAACAGUCAGACCCAAGGACAAAUGCUAAGUAAAAGUGUGAGAUGGGGACAAACUCCUAUCAAUCAGUCAACUCCCUGGGACACUGACGAACCACCAUCCAAGCAGAUGAGGGAAAUAGAAAAUGCUGGUCCAACACCAUGGGCCCCUUCAGUUGCUGCCGUUGGCCCACCUGCCCUAAUACCUCCCACAUAUGGGAUUGCACAGGCACCAACAUUUGGCGUUCAAGGUCCAGUGAUUGGAGUUACACCCACAAUCCCACCUCCAGUUCCUCCUCAGCUUCCACUUAUGACAACACACUAUCAAGUACAACAUCCUUCACAACCACUAAGUAACAGGGUUGUGAAUCUGCAGAGUCAACCAUUGUACACAACAAGUCAUCCGAUGACCGUGUCCCCUCUCACUGGGGUGGGUCAGGUGACUCAGCCUGCCCCUACCACAAUUGGGAAUGGUCACAUGAGCUGCCCCAUUCUGCAUCCAUCUGAUCUGCCUUCAGUAACUCUUCCUAGUAAUGCUCAAGGCGUCAAUGGGCAAGUUGUUUCCCAACUUCCUUUAAACCCAACACAAAUCGAAGAUGACAAAAAUGGUGCCCAGAUGUUACGAACUGUUGGGACGGGAAAGUACGAGUUUACCGACCCUUGGCAUCCGAAAGGUGAUCGACGCGAAUCCCCCGUAUGCACCAUGGACCAAGUUCAACCCAGACUUGACACCACGGAGCAACUUCAAGCAGAAAUGUUGAAGGAGUUGAACCAGCAACGCAGAGCGAAAGAGUUCACAGACCUGAAAAUAACUGUUGAAGGCAAAGAGUUUGAAGUCCAUCAAAAUGUUCUAGCUUCCUGCAGCUUAUAUUUCAAGGAACUGAUCAAAAGGGCUUCAAAAGACAACAAGAAUGGAGAGAAGUUGGAGUUGACGAUUUCGAACAUAAAUGCAGAUAUUCUGGAAAUGCUGCUGGAAUUUGUUUAUACUGGUUCACUCAUCAUCAAUUCCGGAAAUGCCAAAACUUUACUGGAAUCUGCCAGUAAAUUCCAGUUCCGAACUUUCUGCAAAAUUUGUGUAUCAUUUUUAGAAAAACAGCUAACAGCAACCAACUGCCUCGGAAUCCUAGCCAUGGCAGAAGCCAUGCAGUGUAAUGAACUGCACAGCAUGGCAAAAGCAUAUGCAUUGCAGAAUUUUCCAGAAGUAACAGCCCAAGAUGAAGUUCUGAACAUCUCAAAAGAUGAUCUUAUUGCGUUUCUCUCCAACGACAGCCUGAACACAAAGGCUGAAGAACUUGUAUAUGAGGCUGUAAUUAAAUGGAUUAAGAAGGAUCCAUUGAAUCGAACACAGCAUGUGUCGGAACUGUUGGCUGUGGUCCGCCUGCCCUUCAUUCAUCCAAGCUAUCUGCUAAAUAUUGUUGACAAUGAGGAAUUGAUAAAGUCCUCAGAGGCUUGCCGAGACUUAGUCAAUGAAGCAAAACGGUAUCACAUGUUGCCACAUGCACGGCAGGAGAUGCAGACGCCUCGAACACGGCCAAGGCUAUCUGCAGGUGUGGCCGAAGUAAUUGUCCUGGUUGGUGGUCGACAGAUGAUUGGAAUGAGUCAACAGCUCACAGCUGUCAACUGCUUUAACCCACAGAACAACAAAUGGUACCCAUUAGCCAGUCUGCCGUUCUAUGACAGGGAAUUCUUCAGCGUUGUGAGUGCAGGAGACAACAUCUAUUUAUCAGGUGGCAUGGAGUCUGGAGUCACCCUUGCUGACGUUUGGUGCUACAUGUCCCUCCUGGAUAACUGGAACCUGGUUUCACGAAUGACCGUCCCAAGGUGUCGACAUAAUAGCCUGGUGUACGAUGGGAAAAUUUACACCCUUGGUGGCAUUGGUGCAUCAGGAAACCUCAAUCAUGUGGAAAGGUACGACACAAUAACCAAUCAGUGGGAAACUGUGGCUCCUCUUCCCAAAGCUGUGCAUUCUGCAGCUGCAACUGUGUGCGGUGGCAAAAUAUAUGUGUUUGGUGGUGUGAAUGAGUCGGGACGGGCUGCUGGUGUUCUGCAAUCAUAUGUUCUUCAAACAAACACAUGGACUUUCAUCGAAUCUCCUAUGAUAGAUAACAAGUAUGCUCCUGCAGUCACUCUCAAUGGAUUUGUCUUUAUUCUUGGAGGUGCCUAUGCCAGAGCAACCACCAUAUAUGAUCCUGACAAAGGGAAUAUCAAAGCCGGGCCAAACAUGAAUCACUCCAGACAAUUCUGCAGUGCCUUAGUCCUGGAUGGGAAAAUCUAUGCUACUGGAGGGAUAGUCAGCAGUGAAGGACCUGCAUUAGGAAAUAUGGAAACGUAUGAUCCCUGCAGUAACAACUGGACACUCCUGCCAAACAUGCCUUGCCCAGUGUUCAGGCAUGGAUGUGUAGUCAUCAAAAAAUACAUUCAAAGUGGUUGACACUGUGAGACUAAACCAGUUCCUAAAUUGUUUCAUUCUGCUGCUGCAGUGCGUUAAAACAAUGAAUAUGUUGCUCUUUACUGUCUACAUUGAAUGUAGAAUCCAUAGUCACCAUUAGGUGGAAUAGGGCAAAAUACCCUAUGGAUGUAUUAUAGUAUAACUUAUGGUACUUCUAGUAGUGUCACAAGACAUGGCACUUGUUUUAGAUAAUAGGCAAUUCAGGUAAGAAUGCCUGCUUUAUAACAAUCAUCAAUUUUGCUUUCAAACAGUUUACCUUUAUAUUGUUAUGGCCAUUUAGAAGGUAAAUCGGUUUGUGGAGUGUAACAUCUGCAGUACCAGAGCAGCAGCAUGUAAACAAUUCACCAAAAGCAAACGACGGUCCCACAGAGCUCAAGCAAUCCCAGAAAAUGUGCUGAAGAUUUCAAGAAAUUCAAUAGUAUUCAGGGACUAUACCAAGAGGGAGCUUGGAUACUUCCAUACAUCGUGCAUAUCUGAAGCGAACAGAAGGUGAAGCUACCCUCAAAGUCACGCAAUCUGUUUCCAAGCCAGUAUUGGAAAAACAAAAGCAAAUCAAGAUAAAAGGCAGUUUCCUUAAGUUACACAAAAUAUUCAGUUGCAAAUGUAGUCAAAUUUUAAAAAUUGAUUUUAGAAAUAAUCUAUAUUUGAAAGAAGAAUUUUAGAUCCACAUUGUUUUAUUAUCAGUGGUCCCACUGGUGGUGUUUUAAACAACUAUUGCAAAUACAUGAUACUGUUGUUCAGAUAGUUAUUAAGCAGAAACCAUGAGAUUAAAGCCAUUAGAUAUCAGAAGAUGCACCUAUAAGGUUUAUAUUUGGAGCUGUAUUGAUUUGUUUCCCAUAUUACUUUAUAUCAUAGAUCAAAUAGAGCAAACAUGCAGUAUUAGAGUAAAUAUACAGAGGCCUAGUAUUUGUUUCCAAAAUCACUUUUACAGUGGCCAAUGCAAAGGUGCCAUUCAGCUGGGGACAUUUUCUCUUACUUUGACAUGACCCAUUUUAAUCUGAUACACAAACGUAUCUGAUCAUUAGAGAGAUAUUUUACUAAAAAUUCAAAAAUAUUCUAAUAGUUUUUUUGUAGAAAGAUAAAAUAUAUUAUCCUCGUAAGUCCCCGUAAUAUUUAAAAUUGAAUUACCACUUACUAAUUUCUUACAUUUCAUGCAUAGUGGGGAAAGGGGUAGGUUGAGGACAGCAGAUGAAAGAAAUUGAUGAGAAACUUAUAUCUGGUAUUAAAAGAAACUCAUAGGAUUUAACAAAAUCAUCAAUGGCAGAGUGGCUGAUAGAAUUGAGUAAUAAAAUCUAAUGAAGAUGGAUGCCAUACUAAUCUGUGGCAUUUUAGGAUCGCUACAUAAUGUGUAUACCUAUGCAGUACCAAUGAGGUUUAUUAUAUAUGUGUAGGAAAGAACAGCAGAUGCUGGUUUAAAUCGAAGAUAGACACAAAAUGCUGGAGUAACUCAGCGGGACAGGCAGCAUCUCUGGAGAGAAGGAAUGGGUGACGUUUCGGGUCGAGACCCUUUUUCAGGUUUAUUAUAUAAAUCCAGUGUGACACAUGUCAGCUUCAGCUCUUCAAAUUGUACCAUAUGAAAAUGAUCCAUCCGGUCACAUAUUAAGUAGUAUCCUGAUUUUCAACCCAAUGAAUAUUUAAUAUACCAUGUAUAGUAGUUCAGAAUAAACUUUCAAAUAAAGCCUCAAUUUUUCGUUAGCAGUUAUAUAUAGAACUACAAUGUGUGGACCAAAUAUACCUAUGUACAGUAUUUUCUGACAAUUGUAAUCUUAUUUAAUAAAUUAUUAGGGUAUUUUUUAA